Caenorhabditis elegans is the source of this 577-nucleotide messenger RNA. It is a transcript of the gene F33E2.7, whose product is annotated as Chitin-binding type-2 domain-containing protein. The transcript has 2 exons. Lineage: Eukaryota; Metazoa; Nematoda; Chromadorea; Rhabditida; Rhabditidae. Bases 18 to 542 code for a protein of 174 amino acids. The record is from RefSeq and is marked reviewed.
AAAAUUUAUUUCCCCCAAUGACCCGACCACUCCCCUUGCUCCUCCUGUUCCUCUCCACGACUCCAUGUUUGGCUAUCGACUGCGAUUCUGACCUUGGGAAGCACUGCUUCAACUUUUUUCAGAUAGCAUGCCAUUACUACAUAACUAAUACUAGUCCCACGGAUGACAUGUGCUCAUCAGUUGAGCUCUGUAAACCCUACAAUAUUGAUUGUCCAUUUGCGAUCCCACCAAUAACGUUUAAUGCAGUCUGCGAUCCUAGCAAACCUAAACCUUCAACAACAACCACUACAACCACCACCCCUACAACUACCACCACCACUCCUACAACAACCACUACCACCCCAACAACCACCACGACCACCCCUACAACCACGACCACCACCCCUACAACUACGACCACCACCCCUACAACUACCACCACCACUCGCUCAACCCCCCUUACGGAAGUUUUUCGAACAUCCACCACUACAGAAGCUCCUUUUUUCACCACCACUACCAUUGUAACCACUCCUACUACUACAGAAUAUGAUGGACCUAUUUAAAUCGAUUGCUGACUUUUAAUGAAUAUAUUCGUUAA